CAGCCAAACCGUGCGCGUCGGAUGUGAUCAGAUCUUGACCCGAACAACGCGCUAAUCUAAUCUGCUGCCUCUUCUUCUUCCUCCUCGGCGCCGUCCCCUCCACAGCUGCCCCCGUCCCCGCGCCGCGCCGUCCACCCCCUCCUCCGGACCAGCAGCCGCCCUCCCUCCGCAGCCAGGGGGUUCCCGGCUUCGCCCUCGCCCUCCCCCCGAUUCCCCGCCGGCCGGCCCCGGCGCCCGGGCAAGAACGGCCGGCAGCGCCGCCAGCGCAGGGUUCAUUGCCGUCGCCCGAUUCCAGAUUCGCGUGAUCUGCGCGAAUCCGAAGUGAAGGUAUCCUCGAGUAAUCAAUAAGAUGGAUAAGAAGAAAGAUGCCGAUGACGUAGAACCUGGACCAGCUCCUUCUCGGCCUGUGGACAGAUUUGGCUUUAUAAAAACAGAACAAAGCAACUCCCCUGAGGGGGUUCUGAAAAGCAGACCCACACAUGAGCGUGGAAGAGAGGAAAGGAGGAUAAGAAAGUGGAGGAAGAUGAUAGGUACUGGUGGUAGUGACUGGAAGCAUUAUGUUAGAAGGAAUCCUCAUGUGGUUAAGAGAAGAAUAAGGAAAGGAAUUCCUGAUUGUCUCAGAGGACUUGUUUGGCAGUUGAUUUCAGGCAGCAGGGACCUCUUGCUAAUGAAUCCUGGGGUUUAUGAGACUUUGGUCAUAUACGAGACAUCAACAUCAGAAUUGGAAAUUAUUCGUGAUAUAUCGCGUACAUUUCCUUCUCAUAUUUUCUUCCAACAGAGACAUGGCCCAGGUCAAAGAUCUCUAUACAACGUUUUAAAAGCAUACUCUGUUUAUGACAGGGAUGUUGGAUAUGUGCAGGGAAUGGGAUUUAUAGCUGGGCUGCUGCUUCUUUAUAUGAGCGAGGAGGAUGCAUUUUGGUUAAUAGUAGCUUUGCUGAAAGGAGCCGUCCAUACUCCAAUGGAAGGCUUGUACCAGGCCGGUUUGCCGCUUGUGCAACAAUAUCUGUUUCAAUUUGAGAAAUUAGUUCAAGAGCACAUGCCAAAGUUGGGACAGCAUUUUAUUGAAGAAAUGAUAAAUCCAAGCAUGUAUGCAAGCCAAUGGUUUAUCACUGUUUUCUCGUAUUCCUUCCCAUUCCAUAUGACUCUUAGAGUUUGGGAUGUCUUCCUUUAUGAGGGUAUUAAGGUUGUUUUCCAAGUUGGAUUGGGUCUAUUGAGAUACUGCCAUGAUGACCUGGUCAAAUUGCCUUUUGAGGAACUUCUGCAUUCCUUGAGAUAUUUUCCAGAUGAGGCAACUGAUCCUGAUACAUUAUUUCCACUUGCCUUCUCAUUUAAGGUGAACAGUAGUCUCGAGGAGCUUGAGAAAGAGUACCGGAAAAGAUUGGAUGGACCCAAUGCAAGCUCAAGUAGCAGUAAGCGGCUUCUGCCCCUCAAAUCGAAAACGAUGAGCAGGGCUGUUAGCCAGGUCUUGUCUAUCUCAAAUGUUGGUAAAAAGUAACACGGUUCUCGUUUUGCAAAAACAAAUCGCCUUGUUGUUUAUGCGUUGUAUAGAGCGAUCAUCACUCGUCGCUUUGUUUUACGUUUUCUAAGUUAAGCCGUGCUUUCAUAACUGCAAAGGCUCAUGAUGUUGUAUUUUGCCCUUGUUGCCGGACAACUGUGAAUAUUUGUUAUAAGAUGGGACAAUAUUUCAACAAUGAAAUGGUGAGAAUGUUGUGACCCCCA
Triticum aestivum (bread wheat) is the source of this 1719-nucleotide messenger RNA. Its product is annotated as EVI5-like protein. Gene Ontology annotation, biological process: regulation of GTPase activity. The transcript has 9 exons. The record is from RefSeq and is a predicted model, not a curated record. Lineage: Eukaryota; Viridiplantae; Streptophyta; Magnoliopsida; Poales; Poaceae. The coding region runs from base 350 to 1495 and encodes 381 amino acids. Gene Ontology annotation, molecular function: small GTPase binding; GTPase activator activity.